AUGAAUGGCAUCUUAAGCUUAGUUCUAUUUGAAUGGGCCAUGUGCUUAGAAAAGGCUUUUAACCCUGUUCUCCCAUCGACCGACUUUUAUAAACCAAGCACAACAUCUUCUGAUAAUGGACUUCUUGGGCCGAAGAUUGAGGGAUCGGCUGGUAUUCAUGAUCCAGUGGCUUUUGGAGAAGGAAACUUCUACAAACUUCUGCAUCCAUCGAUGACUCGACUAACCAGCUAUCUGAACGACCACAGCUCGGAGUUCAGCGAAUGGUAUCGCUCUCCUAGCUUGAUCAUGGGCGAGGACCUUAAGGAAAAGAUCAUCUCUGGUCUGUACAAGGCCCAACCCAAGGAUGACAAGGAGCUCAAGGAGUUCUGGGGUCUGAUAAUGGGAGAGCUUCUUAUCAGAGACCUUCCGGAACUGAAGUCGGACCUUUCGAGCCUGAAGGAAAUCCAGAACGAAGAGGAUAAGAAGAAGAGCAUAGCCGAGUUCAAGGGGAUCAAUGAGAAGAGGAUCAACGAAGAAAACAACUUCUUUGGAACAGCAUUGUUUAUUCUAGAUUGUCUUUCUCUCGGAGUAACCAACCGAAAUGCAGAAAUCUAUCCCGAUGUUAUUGGGCCGUUCGUGGAUGCAGCAAUUGCCUUCAAGACUCUUGAGCAUAGCUUUUCAAACAUAAUUGGAUCUUCUAAAUAG
This is a messenger RNA of Encephalitozoon intestinalis ATCC 50506, 684 nucleotides long. RefSeq lists its product as uncharacterized. Bases 1 to 684 code for a protein of 227 amino acids. Lineage: Eukaryota; Fungi; Microsporidia; Unikaryonidae. The record is from RefSeq and is a predicted model, not a curated record. The transcript has a single exon.